CACCUAAAACCCUAAACCUUAGCGCCGUCUCAACAUUGUCUUCUUCUCCUCUUCAGACAAAACCUUUCUGAAACAAACACCCUCUCAUCUACUUUCGUCGUCUAAACGUUUGCUCAAAUGGGUAAGCUUGGGAAGAACGCUAGAAAAUUUGCCAAGAAGAAUCUUCAAUCUGUUGAGAAGCGUUACAGGAAGCAAAAGCCCUUUCUCAAACGCAAAUUCGCCAAAAGAGAUGCGCGUCGUGGCGCAGAAGAUGUAGAGGAGGAGGAGAUGAUAGAGCAGCCACAUAAGAAGAGAUGUAUUGAAGAAAAUCCUAAGGAUAUAGUUAUAGAUACUGUGUUUGACAAAGAGGAAGGUGCGGCUCUUGACGGUGGUGAUGAUUCAGAUAGUGAUGGUUAUCUAGCUGAGGACUCUGACUUGACAAAUGGAGUUGUGAAUGGAUCAGAAGGUAAACAGAAGAGGAAGCUUGCUAGAUUGAAUAAAAAUGAGUCAGAUGUAAUGAAGCGUAAAGUACUCACAGGAUCUGUCUUUAGCUCAUGCUGUAACCUAGUUGAUGAGGAACAGUCUGUUCAAGCACUAACCAGUUUGUUGAACUGGUACCGAGCUGCAUCUCAUUACGGACACGAGCCAUCAGGAAUCACUAACUCUGAUAUAUGCUAUGACAUAGAAGACAGCGAGACAUUCGCCAAUGUCAUUAUCUUUGUGCUCCAAAAAGCUGAUGACACUUUUAGGAGCAUUCUGGGAUUAUCAGGCUCUGCCAACAAGGAGAAGAUUCUGAAGUUGAACAACAACGCUAAAUGGGAUAGUGUGAAACCACUCGUCAAGUCUUUCUUUAUAAGUACCUUGCAUCUUCUCAAGCAGGCUGCAGAUUUGGAGAUCACAGUCUUUGCGCUUGCCCAACUUAGAGUUUCUACUGUGUUUUUCGCUGCAUUUCCAGAGAUGCUGCAAAAACUGAUCAAGCUUUCUAUUGAUCUGUGGGUAACCGGUGAAGAGACUCUAUCUCAUCAAGCUUUUCUAAUCUUGAAAGACAUCAGUAUGGUGUUUAACUCAGAAUACUUCGACACCUGCUUCAUCAACAUGUACAAAGCCUUUCUACAUGACUGCGAUACUCCAAAGGCAAAUUCAGAAAAACGUCUACCUCUCCUCAGAGACUCUCUUGUUGAGCUCUGCUCUCAAGAUAUGCAGAAGUCUUGUACUAAAGCCUCUGUUUCCAUCACACAACUUGCCAAGUUACUGAAGAUGGCACUCACUACAAAGAACAAGGCUCUUGAGAAGAUACAUAGCGAGCACUACACAAGUUGCCUUGAUCUCUGGGUGAGUUUUAUCGCCGCCAACGUUGAGGAUUAUGAUCUCCAGUCUCUGCUUUAUACUGUGAUCCAAGUUAUAAAUGGAGUUGCUACACUGUUUAUUGGACCACGGUACCUGCUCCUAAGGGUUAAAUGUAUUCAAUGGCUCAAUCAUCUCUCUCGUGCAAGUGGUAUAUUCAUUCCUAUAGCUUCACUUGUGUUGGAUAUGUUGGAGUACAAAACCACAAAUGAAGGUAAAAAGCAAAAAAAGAAGCUUGAAGCUGUCUCAUCAGUAAAGCUGCCUAAGAAUUGGUUAAAGUCUCAAAACUUUCAAGAACAGUGUAUCUUCUCUGUGAUUGAGCUUCUUGCUAACCACUUUGCUCAAUGGAGCUUCCACAUAUCGUUUCCUGAGCUAGCUACUAUCUCCAUUAUGAGGCUGAAGAAGUUUAACGAGAGUAGCACUAUGGAAGGUUUGAAGCGUGUGGUCAAACGCUUUAUCGAGCAGGUGGAGAUGAAUAUUGAGUUUGUGCAAAUGAAAAGAGAUGAGGCUGCUUUCUCUCCAAACGAUCAACAAGCGGUAGAAGCGUUUCUUCAGCUUGAGAAGCGAAGCAAGACCGCUUCGUAUACACAAUACUAUCAAAACAUUGUAGACAAAGGUCUUGGAGUUGCCCAAAAAAAAAGACAAAGGUCUUGGAACAAAAGUGAAGAAGUGAGAGGUUAAGUGUGGGAAAAAAAAAUGAUAAUACAGUUUUGUGGUUUUGCAACUCGAAUUGUAAGGGCAGGAGAAUCAUUUAGAUUUUCAGAUUUUUAUGAAUUGUUUUCAGAGACAUACAAUACAUUUAUGCAAUGAGUUUUCUUCAGAUUAGAGUUAAAUUUAUU
Molecule: messenger RNA, 2162 nt
Organism: Eruca vesicaria subsp. sativa (arugula)
Lineage: Eukaryota; Viridiplantae; Streptophyta; Magnoliopsida; Brassicales; Brassicaceae
Source: the annotation of a GenBank genome assembly